AUGGCACUGGAAAAGGGCGACACCGAAAGGGCGGAAGCGAUUUUAUUGAUGGGUUUGAAGAUUUCCGACGACAAUAAGGUUUUCUUAGGGAUGCCUUACAUGUACGAUAUCUUAGCGAGUAUUGCCCUUGCGCAAGGUAACAUUGGAAAAGCCGAGGCUCUUUUAGAUAACGCAAUCGAGAAAAUGACCCAAAUUGGUCUACCCGAAGACGACCACCAUGCCAUAGAUUUUAAGUUACGAUUGGCGCGAAUUUACAGCGCGUUUAAGGACAACGACUUUGCCGAGAUCGGGUUUAAAACGUGCCUGGAAGCGCAAAAACGGAAGAUAACAAAUGGGGAUACGAGCACUCGGACGGGAAUGUUAUACGUCAACGUGCUCUUCUGGUACGGCGUCCAUAUGAUACGAAAUCAGCAGUACCAAGACGCGAAGAGUACCUUGGACAUAGCGUACCAGUACUCAACUAAAAUCAAAGGGUUAUCACCUUACCAAGAGUUGGUUAUCUUGUACACUUUGUCGGAUCUAAAUUCUGCUUUGGGACAUUUGGAUGUUGCGUUAGAAAGUAUGCUUAACGCAGUACUACUAGGAAAAGGGAUAAGCAGUCUAGAUUUACCAAGAUGUUAUGCAAGGUUAGCGAGAAUCUAUAUCAAAAUGGAAGCGUACGAACAAGCGAAGGAAUCUGCCUUGGAAGCCCAAAAAUUGGCGUUGUUAUUUGAUUAUCUAGAUAUCGCUCAGGAGGCAGGCUUGCUCCUGGACGAAAUAACUCGGAAAGGAAAGUGA
Messenger RNA from Photinus pyralis (common eastern firefly), 777 nucleotides. Its product is annotated as tetratricopeptide repeat protein 19, mitochondrial-like. Gene Ontology annotation, cellular component: mitochondrial inner membrane. NCBI's taxonomy places the organism in Eukaryota, Metazoa, Arthropoda, Insecta, Coleoptera, Lampyridae. Gene Ontology annotation, molecular function: protein binding. The transcript has a single exon. Bases 1 to 777 code for a protein of 258 amino acids. The record is from RefSeq and is a predicted model, not a curated record. Gene Ontology annotation, biological process: mitochondrial respiratory chain complex III assembly.